This is a messenger RNA of Cololabis saira (Pacific saury), 3626 nucleotides long. Its product is annotated as NACHT, LRR and PYD domains-containing protein 12-like. Gene Ontology annotation, molecular function: protein binding. The transcript has 13 exons. Lineage: Eukaryota; Metazoa; Chordata; Actinopteri; Beloniformes; Belonidae. Bases 72 to 3407 code for a protein of 1111 amino acids. The record is from RefSeq and is a predicted model, not a curated record.
UGUUGAUGUGGACGGAGCAACAGAGGAGACCAGAUUCAAAGAUGGUCUGUGUUUCUGGUUCAUGUCUCUGAAUGACUGAAGUCCAGAAGAUGGAUGAUUGUGUGGAGAAAGAGGAGGAGAGACCAGAGUCUCCAGGAUCCAUCUGUCUCUCUAUGAAGAGUGACCGGUCCAUAUAUGAACCUCCAUACUUCAGUAAUGAACCUGGACCAUCAGACACAAAAGGUCGUUACUGCAGUCAGAGACCAGAGUCUCCAGGAUCCAGCUGUCUGUCUAUGAAGAGUGACUGGUCCAUGCACCAACCUAUAUGGUUCAGUAAAGAACCUGGACCUUCAGACACAAAAGGUCGUUACAUCAGAGGAGUGAAUUCUGCAGCCUCCAGUUGUCUGUCUACGAAGAGUGACGUCUCCAAAGAUCUACCUGAAAACUUCAACAAUGAACCUGCUCCAAUGAAACGGAGCUCCUACCAGUCGGUUUCAUCGGAAAAUCUGGGAUAUGGAAAAAGAUCCAGAGCAAGCUUUCCACAAGCAGAUGCCGGUCUGCAGGAGGUCCUAGAUGAACAUAAGAUCAGUCUGAGGAGCAGAUGUGAACAUGUGACUGAAGGAAUUGAUGAAACAGGAAGUAGAACCCCCCUCAACAGGAUCUACACAGAGCUCUUCAUCACAGAGGGACUGAGUGAAGAGGUUGAUACCCAACAUGAGGUGAGGCAGCUGGAGACAGCGCCCCGGAUGAAGAGCCUCCAUGACGCUCCAAUCAGGUGCCAGGACAUCUUUAAAGCCUUACCUGACCAACAUGGAGCCAUCAGAGUGGUUCUGACUAACGGCGUCGCUGGUGUUGGGAAAACUUUCUCGGUUCAGAAGUUCUCUCUGGACUGGGCCGAGGGCUCGGAGAACCAAGACGUCACCGUGGUGAUUCUGCUCUCGUUCAGGGAGCUGAACCUGAUCAGAGAUGAGCAGUUCAGUCUUCUCAGGCUGAUCCAGGUUUUCCAUCCAUCGUUACAGAAGCUCACAGCAGAGCAGCUGGCUGCCGGGAAACCGUUGUUCAUCUUUGACGGCCUGGAUGAAAGCAGACGUUCCCUGGACUUCAACAACGGACCGGUCGUGUCUGAUGUCACACAGAGCUCAUCGGUCAACGUGCUGCUGACCAACCUCAUCCAGGGGAACCUGCUUCCCUCAGCUCUCAUCUGGAUAACUUCCAGACCUGCAGCAGCCUAUCAGAUCCCUCAGAAACACAUUGACAGGUUAACAGAAGUACGAGGCUUCACCGACGGCCAGAAGGAGGAAUACUUCAGGAGGAGGUUCAGGGAUGAAGAGCGGUCCAGCAGCAUCGUCUCCCACAUGAAGACAUCCAGAACCCUCCACAUCAUGUGUAAACUCCCAGUCUUCUGCUGGAUCACUGCUUCAGUUCUGGACCACAUGUUGACCACAGAGCAGAGAGGAGAGCUGCCCAAGACCCUGACUGACAUGUUCUCCCACUUCCUGCUGGUCCAGACGAAGAGGAAGAAGAACAAGUACCAGGAGGGACAUGAGACGAGUCCACAGGAGCUGAUGGAGGCUGACAGGGACGUUCUCCUGAAGCUGGGGAGGCUGGCGUUUGAACAUCUGAAGAAAGGAAACAUCAUGUUCUACCAAGAAGACCUGGAGCAGUGUGGUCUUGAUGUCACUGAGGCCUCGGUGUUCUCAGGAGUUUGUACCCAGAUCUUCAGGAGAGAGUGUGAGAUCUUCCAAAAACCCGUCUACUGCUUUGUUCAUCUGAGCAUCCAGGAGUUCCUGGCUGCAGUCUACAUGCUCCACUGUUACUCCACCAGGAACACAGAUGUGCUGAAGAACUUCCUGGGAAGAAACUACAUAUAUUCAACUCUGGAUGACUUCCUGGAGAGAGUCAUGCAGAAAUCCCUGAAGAGUAAAAAUGGCCACCUGGACCUGUUUGUUCGCUUCCUUCAUGGUCUUUCUGUGGAGUCCAACCAGAGACUGUUAGGAGGUCUGCUGAACCAGACGGAGAAUGGUCCAAAAACCAUCAAGAGAGUCAUCAACAACCUGAAGAAGAUGAUCACUAAGAGCAGGUCUCCUGACAGAAUCAUCAACAUCUUCCAGUGUCUGAUGGAGAUGAAUGACCUCUCAGUUUAUCAGCAGAUCCAAGAGUUCCUGAAGUCAGAGAACAGGUCAAAGAAGAAACUCUCUAAGAUCCAGUGUUCAGCUCUGGCCUACAUGCUGCAGAUGUCAGAGGAGGUUCUGGAUGAGUUGGACCUGGACAAGUACAAGACAACAAGACCAGUGGAUCGACUGAGACUGAUUCCAGCUGUGAGGAACUGCAGAAAGGCUCGAUUUGUUGGUUGUUAUCUCUCAAAGACUCACUGUGAAGUUGUUGCGUCCGCUCUGAAGUCCAACCCCUCCCAUCUGACAGAACUGGACCUGAGUCAGAACAAGAAACUGCAGGAUUCAAGAGUGAAGGUUCUGUCUGGUGGACUGGAGAGUCCAAACUGUAGACUGGAGACUCUGAGGUUGGAGGACUGCAGGAUGUCAGAGAUCAGCUGUUCUUCUCUGGUCUCAGCUCUGAAGUCCAACCCCUCCCAUCUGAAACAUCUGAAACAUCUGGACCUGAGCGGGAACAAGCUGCAGGAUUCAGCAGUGAAACAUCUGUGUGGUUUCCUGGAGAGUCCAGACUGCAGACUGGAGACUCUGAGGUUGAAGGGCUGCGGUCUGUCAGAGAUCAGCUGUUCUUCUCUGGUCUCAACUCUGAAGUCCAACCCCUCCCAUCUGAAACAUCUGAAACAUCUGGACCUGAGUGAGAACUACAAGCUGCAGGAUUCAGGAGUGAAACAUCUGUGUGGUUUCCUGGAGAGUCCAGACUGCAGACUGGAGACUCUGAGGUUGAAGAGCUGCAGUUUGUCAGAGAUCAGCUGUUCUUCUCUGGUCUCAACUCUGAAGUCCAACCCCUCCCAUCUGAAACAUCUGGACCUGAGUAACAACUACAACCUGCAUGAUUCAGGAGUGAAACAUCUGUGUGGUUUCCUGGAGAGUCCAGACUGCAGACUGGAGACUCUGAGGUUGGAGGGCUGCGGUCUGUCAGAGAUCAGCUGUUCUUCUCUGGUCUCAACUCUGAAGUCCAACCCCUCCCACCUGAAACAUCUGGACCUGAGCUGGAACAGGGACCUGCAGGAUUCAGGAGUGAAACAUCUGUGUGGUUUCCUGGAGAGUCCAGACUGCAGACUGGAGACUCUGAGCUUGAAGAACUGCGGUCUGUCAGAGAUCAGCUGUUCUUCUCUGGUCUCAACUCUGAAGUCCAACCCCUCCCAUCUGAAACAUCUGGACCUGAGAUCCAACAACCUGCAGGCUGCAGAUGUGAAGCAGCUGUCUGACCUGGUGGAGAGUCCAGACUACCAGCUGCAGACUUUCAGCUGGAGAUGGUGAGAGUGAACAUGACGGUGUUUGUGCUGAGAGGAUGAGACGUGUCCUGAUGGUCCUCAGAGGUUCAAGCAGAACCAGUUUGUGUGGACAAACUCUGACUGGACCGUGAUGAUGAAGAAGAUGAAGAUGAAGAUGUACAUAGUUUCUGAAUUCCAGCGUUCUACAAACUUCUCAUAUAUUAAUUUAGUUCAUGUUAAGUCAAAAAUUCUUUAUUGUUAUUAU